AUGCCUUAUCGCCCACGACCCAUCGAUGCACGAUCCCUGGGCGCAAAACGUGUUGCUCCGAACCAGGCGAAUGUCAUCCGAGCACCUCAAUUACGACUUCGGCGUGGCACACCCAUUCGAGGCCGACCCGGAGCCACAGGAGGAGCAGCAGGAAGACCAAAUGCCAAAGGCCGUGGAGCCAAUGCAGCAGGCCCCAGACGUCAACGCCGUAGACGUGAUGAUGACGAAGACCCCAGUGAAGGAGGUCGCGAAAACGAUGUGGAGGCUGUAUUCAAAGAAGUACGGGAUGCCUCUAGGCCCAAGACUGUGCGGUACACGCCCGUAACCUACGAUGCGACUACUCUCAAAGAUACUUGGCCAUCUCUACCUACAGGGAAAACUGGAUCAACGGGCACUGUCGUGGAAAGAUUGAACUUGAUGAGUCGUCGGUACGGUCAUGGCUUCGUCUCACCGCAGGAACUAGCCAAAAGACUCUUUGAAGGCGAACGAGUGUUUUUCAGCAGCGAAGAAGAGAAGAAAACCGUCAUGGCAGAAGUCACCCGCCUAGCACAGGAUCGCGCCGACAAAUUGACUCAACGCAAAGGUGACAUGGUUGAACCGGAAGAUUCGAGUUUUGCGUCCAUCAAGGAUGAGGAUAGGAAAGCUCUUGUGGGACAGAUUGUGCGCGGCGAGUAUGAAGGAUGGCAGAAGGGGACUGUGCGUCAUCCGGUACUAGAUGAGGUGCAGAGGCAGCUUUAUAACAACGAGACUUAUCGAAUGACAGGGAAGCAAGCCGAAUUUAUGGGCAAGUUUCAAUCGUUGCUUGCUUCGGUGCAGCGUACUAAGCGGGCGACGCCUUGA
Messenger RNA from Talaromyces amestolkiae, 840 nucleotides. RefSeq lists its product as uncharacterized. Lineage: Eukaryota; Fungi; Ascomycota; Eurotiomycetes; Eurotiales; Trichocomaceae. The transcript has a single exon. The record is from RefSeq and is a predicted model, not a curated record. Bases 1 to 840 code for a protein of 279 amino acids.